Messenger RNA from Nerophis ophidion (straightnose pipefish), 4127 nucleotides. RefSeq names its product Rho guanine nucleotide exchange factor (GEF) 33 (gene arhgef33). The record is from RefSeq and is a predicted model, not a curated record. The coding region runs from base 1823 to 4093 and encodes 756 amino acids. Gene Ontology annotation, molecular function: guanyl-nucleotide exchange factor activity. The transcript is spliced from 29 exons. NCBI's taxonomy places the organism in Eukaryota, Metazoa, Chordata, Actinopteri, Syngnathiformes, Syngnathidae.
UGGGAGUGGAGGAGGGAGGGGUGAUUGUCUUGUGGGCGUGGCUGAGCGGAAGUGGGUUUUACACGCAGGGACUGAAUGGUGCAGCUCUAAAAGACAUUUGGUGACUCCACUUUGCUGCAACACGCAGGACUUUUUAUUUUUUGCAGAUUAAGUCAUUAAAGAAAGCAUUUUUUUCCUACUAAUGCGUUGCCUUUUCCCGCCUCUUUUUUUGUUUCGUUCCCCAGUGCAAACUUAAAACAGAAACUGACUCCAGUUGCAUUUUCCAAAAAGAAAGUACAAGUCAGGAAAGUUUGGGGCCCAAAGCCGCCAGUGAUGUUAUUAGACAUGAGCGGAGAGCUUGCGUCGUUCCUCCUGCACCUGUCAAAGAGGCAGCUGCGGACUCUCUUGCCUCCUCCCGCUGGCCGCCCCAGACCGUCGGAUGCUUCCACCGUGGUGGAGGGGGAAAAAAAAAAAUCUCAGCCCGGUCCCACUGGCUGCCUUCGCCUCGUCGAGAAACGUGGCUUCCCUCGGAGACACUGGCGGUCACCACACCCGUGGCCACACCCCUCCGAUUUACAGUAUUCAGCGAGGAGCAGACGGUGAAGAGAAGGAUAAAGAGGCUCAAACUGGCGGAGAACCGAAAUGGGAGCUGCAGGAGCCGAGCUGACCGACUGAUUUUUGCAAGCCUUCAUAAAACAGCUGAUGUUGCUGAGUCAGCCUCAUGACUUCAUCAUCAUGGGACGGGACGAGCGGUGGCGAGCCGUGACCGUGGGCGACAUCCAUGCAGCUGCUCCGCUUCUUUUCGGUGGCGUCCCAGCGGGGUGCCAUGUGCUCGCAUCAUGAAAGGAAGGAAGCGGCAAUCCUGGAAGUUUGAAAGGUUUCGCUUUUAGCAGGAAGUAAAGAGCCGUGCAGUCUUCUAGCUGUCAGUAGGAUAUCUACUCAAAUGGAUUCUUCAUUCAUCACUCCAAGCGACGUUUGCUGCCUGACGAAACCUUGCAGAAUGAGCCUGGAUUUCACCUGGACUAUUUACAAUGGACUUAAGGGGACAUGGAUUCCAGAUUUUUUUUUUUUUAGGUGUGGAAUAUUCCGUAUAUUACAGGGAUUCUCAAACUGUGGUCUGUGUACCACUAGUGGUACGCCAUAGAAACACAUCAUAAAGGUAGCGCUUUUAACAGGAAGUAAAGAGCCGUGCAGUCUUCUAACUGUCAGUAGGAUAUCUACGCGAAUGGAUUUUUCAUUCAUAACUCCAAGCGACAUUUAGGCCUGGAUGGACCGCUGCCUUUAGGUGGUCAUGUGACUCACAAGCGCCAGUCAAUUAAGAAGAACAAUGUGAGUCUGGAGGUGUGACCACAGCAUCCUGCAUAUGUCUACUUAUCUGUUACACAGAUGAAGCAAUCCACCCCUGCUGGGCCGCCACCCUCACUCCCACGCAUUACUUGGGAAGUCCUGAGUUGGCCUUCAGCCUUUAGGAUAAAGCCUGGCCGGAUGGAUUGCAUCACCCCAGCAAGAACGAGCCUCCUGCAUCUGGGUCAGGGCAAGAAGGGGAUAUGCAAGCUGUGUGGUCGGUUUUGGAAAAGUAAGCCAAAACCCAUAUUGGCCGCUACUGGCAGGACAGGAAACAGCUCCUGAGCACUUAAGGAUUCAUCAGAGCUCCUUGUGGACACAUAAAGCAAAUUUGAGAUUCCCAGGAGGCCACUUAAGCGCAAGUUGACUUCUUUAUGUACUGGAACCAUUUCAUUUCUUCUUUAACAACACAACUGGCAAAGUGAUUUUCUGUGGUCAAGGAAGGACGCGCAGCACCGAGGACGCAAGCCACAUCCUCUGAAGUGGACCGAAAACAAACAUGGAGGAAGGCGGUCAGAGACCAGAACAGGACCACUCGGAAAACAAAACAGAUGAAGAAGACACUGUGGAUGAGGUUAACCUGGAGAUAGCUCAGCUGCAGGGCCUGGUGGCGGAACUGCGCGAGGGGCUCCGCGACUCCCUGGCCGAGCAGGGCGAGCUGCAUCAGAGGGACCACAGAUUGGAGGAGAAGCUGCGGGCCCACCAGACAGAUGUGGAUGAUAGGAUUAUGGGCCUGAAGAACUCCCUCAACACUUUCAAGGAGGAGCUGAGUGCUGCCUUGUUCCACAUCCAGGAUAUGUCAAGCAAACAAAGAGAGGUGAUCCAGCAGGUGGAACAGCUGAACUCACAAAGGAAGAGCUCCAACCCUGACGUGCAGACAUCACCAAAGGACGAUCGCCUCGGCCAAUCGGACCUCAGCAUUGUUCAGCGCUACUUUGUUGAGUCGCCACAGAGGAGCGCGUCGACGCAGACACCCACUUUGGCCAAAAGUCCAGCGUGGGCGGAAGCGUGGGACUGCAGAGAGGAUACGGACACGUCUGACAGUGUGAAUGAAAAAAGUUUGAGACAGAAGGCCGCCUUGGAGCUCCUGGAGUCAGAGAGGAUCUACGUGUCCCACUUGUCUCUCUUACUGAAGGCCAACAUCUCCUUCAACGGGUUGGAGGUACUCGCUGCUAAGGAAAAACGUCCUUUCCCUAGCUCUCUGAGGUUCCUCAUCCAGCAACACCUGGACCUCCUGCACACCCUCCAGGAGCGCGUCCUCCGGUGCCAGUGGCAAGGCAUCAUGGGAGAUAUAUUCAUGAAGCUCACCAGCAAAGAGAGUGAUUUCCUGGACUUGUACGUGUCCUACCUUAAGGAGCUCCCGGACUGCCUGGCCGUCAUCAACAUGCUGGCCUCCAACGCCAACAAGCCAAACUCCUUCCUGGAGAGCGACAACAUGGGCGGCAAACCGAAGCCCUCCUUGCACACUCUGCUCCUCCAACCAGUGCAAAGGAUUCCAGAUUACCUGCUACUGCUGCAGAGUUUGCUGAGGCAUACGGAGGCCGACCACCCCGACUACUACCUGCUGCUGAUGUGCAUCCAACAGUUCCGCACCUUCUCCAGCCAGUACCAGCACCUCCUCCAACACAACCAGGAGCUCCUGCUGCACAACCGCAAGGAAGUCAAGAGAUCUUCCAUGAAGCAACUGCUGAGGACAAUGGAAGGCGGCAUUCAAGGCUCUCCUUACCCUCACAACAGCUCCAUGUUGAACCACGCAAGCCAGACCAAACACAGCAAGCAGAUCCAGUCCCAACGCUUCCACGACUGGGAUCAGGACCGAGAACCGAGCCGUUAUGAGCCAGAGUGGCCUUCCCAGCUCCAGUACUUCAGUCCUGACGUGGACUCUCGGAAGCAAAAAGGUCUGGGCAUCAUCCCAGAGAGCGAGGUUUCGGGGCGCCCCUCCCAAAAUCUUUCGCCAUCAAGACUGCCAGAGUUCCGUCAAGUCCAACCGGGCUCGGCUCUCGCCGACGCCCUGGAGGAGUUCCUGCUCCCCGCGGACCCUCCCGGGAUGGAAGGUCUGUACGAGGACGACUCGAGCUCCCUUCGCGACGCGUCCGGGUUCGGCCGCUGCUCCUCGGCCUCCUCCGACUCGUCCAUCGACAUCGCCUUCGUCAGCUGUCCCAAGUCCCCGUUGACGCCGUCGCAGCACGCCAUGGCCAGCAACGCGUACGGCAACGGAUACGGCCGACCCCCCAACAGAGGGUGCGUGUCGCCGGACGAGGCCAUCCUGAUGCGGCACAACCACCAGCGCCCGCUUCAGGCCAGCCAGCGCAGAAAAAGCAAGUCUUUGAACGGCCUGCAGCUGGAGGGCGUGGCGACGGACGGAGGUUUGCAGUCAGAGCAGAGAGCGGGAGCGGGCAGCCAUGCCAAGCUGGAGCGCCAAGGCAGCAAAGGCAGCACGCCAUCCAGGAAGAUCCACGGUUCUCCGGGGAUCAGGAAGGACGGCGCCGAGAAGCCAAGCGAGGAUCUUCACGGGCUGCUGGACACGGGGAUGCAGCCCUGGGGGGAGGAGCCCAGGUGGAGGGGCGGGGCUGAGGAGAACCACCACACCCCCUUGAGUGAGAGGAGCCGCAAGCAGGACAAGGGAGGCUUCAGGAGCUCCUUCAAGAAACUCUUCAAGAAAAAAGGCGGAGAAGACAAGAAGGACAAAGGGGCAGAAAAUCCCAACAGUGAAAACGAGGCGGGGAAAAAUCUCAAACUGGUAGACGUGGAUCGAGGUACUGCGGUGUGAGGAGCAGAUGUCACAAAUAUAUGACAACUAAUAA